This is a messenger RNA of Camelina sativa (false flax), 354 nucleotides long. Lineage: Eukaryota; Viridiplantae; Streptophyta; Magnoliopsida; Brassicales; Brassicaceae. The record is from RefSeq and is a predicted model, not a curated record.
AUGGCGGAAGAAGAGCAAAGCGUGAAGAAGCAAGUGAUGGUGGCGAUUGAUGAAAGCGACUGCAGUAAACGCGCUCUCAAAUGGACGCUAGAGUAUCUCAAGGAAAGUAUCGCCGAUUCCGAUAUCAUCCUCUUCACCGCUCAACCUCCACUUGAUCUCAGCUUUGUUUAUGCUUCCUCUUAUGGAGCAGCUCCGAUAGAGCUUAUAGACUCAAUGAAAGAGAAUCAUAAGAACACUGGAUUGAAUCGGCUUGAUCAAGGGGUCAAAAUUUGUGCUGAGAUUGGGUUAUAUCAUGGUUUGGUUGAUUGUGUAUCAGGUUACUCCAAGAAAGGUGAUGGAGUUUGGAAAUCCUAA